CAGCAACACAGAGCCGUCAGAUGGCAUCACAGUGAACGCUAAACUCACUGAUCACUGACAGCUUUCCACAUGUAACGCUUCGUGCGCGCGUUCGCACAGACACAACACAUUCUGUGAACAUCCGAGCGAGUGCUUCUUAGGACUUCACGAUGACAGCUAAAACUUUGGAGAAAGCCCCUGUGAGUCUCGGUGGCUUUGUGCACCCUCUUGCCGAUAGCAUCUAUUCGGUGGACGAGCUUGCCACAACACUGCCAGCCUCUGUGACUAUAUAUAACGAUUUAGGAGGACAUUACGAGCAGAUAAACGCAGGAGAUGGCCUGAUUAACGGGGAUAUGAGCACGGAGAAGCGCGCCCUCGACUUAGCCUACUCCAGCAGCUUCGCGCAACCAGCUGGCCCUCGCAACCAAACUUUUACCUACAUGGGAAAGUUUUCCAUCGACUCCCAGUACCCGGGAAACUGGAACCCAGAGGGCGUGAUCAACAUCGUGAGCGCGGGGAUCCUGGGCAUGACCCAGCCAUCCUCAGCAUCCUCGUCACCUGCAUCCUCAGUCUCCCCCAGCCACUUCUCCAGCACUCUCAGCUGCACCAUGGCGCAGAACCAAGCAGACAUGGAGCACAUCUACUCCCCCCCGCCGCCCUACUCUGGAUGCGGAGAGGUCUAUCAAGACCCGUCUGCGUUCCUUUCCACCUCCACCUGUCCCAUCUCAUAUCCUCCGCCAUCCUACUCCUCUCCAAAGCCAAACGCCGACUCUGGGUUGUUCCCUAUAAUCCCGGACUACGCCGGCUUUUUCCAACCUCCGUGCCAGAGGGACAUGCAGUCGAUGCCCGACCGCAAACCGUUCUCCUGCCCGCUGGACUCUUUCAAAUUACCGCCUCCUCUAACCCCCCUGAACACUAUCAGGAACUUCACGCUAGGGGGACCAGUGCCUGACGGACCCCGGCUACCCACAGCUUACACUCCGCAGAAUUUGCCCCUCAGGCCAAUCCUGCGUCCAAGGAAAUACCCCAACAGACCCAGCAAGACGCCCGUGCACGAGCGGCCCUACCCCUGUCCGGCGGAGGGCUGCGACAGGCGCUUCUCGCGCUCGGACGAACUUACCAGACACAUCCGCAUCCACACCGGCCACAAACCCUUCCAGUGUCGGAUAUGCAUGAGGAACUUUAGUCGCAGCGACCACCUGACGACCCACAUUCGCACGCACACCGGCGAAAAGCCGUUCGCCUGCGACUUUUGCGGGAGAAAGUUCGCGAGGAGCGACGAAAGAAAGAGACACACCAAAAUCCACCUGCGACAAAAAGAGCGAAAGUCCUCCUCGUCGUCCACAGGAGUGUCCAGCUCAGAGCGCGGCGUCGCCACGAGCAUCUGCUCGUCCAGUUCAAACCAGUGAACUUUCAACUGGACCGUGCAAUAUCCAACACUAUGUAGGCAAUACAAUAAUGCACCGUUCGUGUUUUAUUAAAACUGGGUGGACUGAUGAGGUGAAAUCAAACCACAGUGCCAAACAUGGACACUUUCUUUGCGCACACUUUUAGUAAAGGUGAUGCAAAGUUGUUUUUAAAUGCCUCAGUCGCAUGCUGACUGACCCAAACGCACUUUGUUUGAAUAUUUAGGCCAAUUAAUUUAAUAAUAAUAAUAAAAUAACCUUAGAUAGCACGUGGGAGAAUUGUGUCUUAGAUUUUAAAAGUUGGAAAGUGGAGUGCUUACGUUUUUUUAAAAGUUAAUUUAAACAAACUAAACUUUCAAGGAGGUGUCUAACAUCACUAUUUUCUCCCAUCGUCGUGCCUUUCGUCCGUUCAUCUUGUACAGAGAGGCGUGGAUGAAAUUGUACAUUAGCCUUUAAUAUGAAAGUUUUGGAAGAUAUAUUUUUGUACAAACUGUUUUGUGUCGUGCUUAAACAUGGAUGUAUAUAGCUGAACUAUAUCGUUUGUUCUGUGGUUGUUUGGACUGUUAUACAUGUAUUUGUUAUGAAGUGACUAACGCGGGUCAAUAAUGUCCUACUUUGUCAACUUGAAAAUAAUAAACAACACAUGAAUUGUGAA
Danio rerio (zebrafish) is the source of this 2040-nucleotide messenger RNA. RefSeq names its product early growth response 2b (gene egr2b). NCBI's taxonomy places the organism in Eukaryota, Metazoa, Chordata, Actinopteri, Cypriniformes, Danionidae. Gene Ontology annotation, cellular component: nucleus. The record is from RefSeq and is marked provisional. Gene Ontology annotation, biological process: sensory system development; glial cell development; anatomical structure formation involved in morphogenesis.